AUGGCAGCAGCCUCCACAGAUGCAGAGCAGAGCUCCACAAAGAUCACCCCUGAAGCGCUGCAGGAGAUGCUCCAGUACUACAACCUGAGCCGCCAGGAGUUCAUCGACACCUACAACAUCGAGCCGCUCGUCUACAUCCCCGAGUUACCGUACAGCGCCAAGGCUACCUUCUUCAUCGUGUACAUGGUCAUCUUUGUCCUGGCUCUGGCCGGGAAUAGUUUAGUCAUCUACAUAGUUCUGAAAAAGCGCGCCACGCAAACGGCGACGGAUAUUUUCAUCAGCUCUCUGGCUGUCAGCGACCUGCUCAUCACUUUCUUCUGCAUUCCGUUCACUCUGCUGCAGAAUAUCUCGUCGGAGUGGUUUGGGGGAGUUCUUGUUUGCAAGACAGUCCCCUUUGUGCAGACCACGGCUAUAGUGACAGGCAUCCUCACCAUGACAUGCAUCGCCAUUGAAAGAUACCAGGGUAUAGUGUUCCCGCUGAAAAUGAGGAGGCAGUACUCAUCCAGAAGAGCAUACAAGAUGUUAGGGCUGGUAUGGAUCGCCUCAGUGCUGGUGGGCUCACCCAUGCUGUUUGUACAACAGCUUGAGGUGAAGUACGACUUCCUGUAUGAUCACUAUCACGUGUGCUGCCAGGAGAGUUGGAGAUCAAUGACUCACAGGCAGGUGUACACCACCUUCAUCAUGGUGGCCCUGUUUCUGCUGCCUUUGGUCACCAUGUUGUUCCUCUACACGCGCAUUUGCAUUGAGUUGUGGAUCCGCAAGAGGGUGGGAGACUCAUCCGUCCUGGACACAAUGAACCACAGGGAGAUCAGUAAGAUCUCAAGGAAAAAGAAACGAGCUGUGAAAAUGAUGGUCACCAUCGUUCUGCUGUUCACCAUUUGUUGGGCACCUUUCCACACAGUCCACAUGCUGUUUGAGUACUAUGACCUGGAGAACAAAUACGACGGAGUGACAGUCAACAUGAUCUUCGCCAUCGUCCAGGCCAUCGGCUUCUCCAAUAGCUUCAACAACCCCAUCGUGUACGCCUUCAUGAACGAGAACUUCAAGAAGAGCUGCGUCUCCACCCUCUCCCACUGCAUCAGGAAACCCAACCAGCAAGGCACCGCUGCAGUGGCACCCAAGAUGACUGUGCAGUUCAGCAAACCGCACGGCAGGGAAGCCUUCCUGGAGUCAGACGAAGCCACCAGCUCUAACCAGAACUCAGGGGAAAAAGGCCAUUCCAGUACCUUGCCUCGAGAAAGCACGCUGGAGAUAAUAGGAGAGAAAAUCUCCACCAUUCAGACGGAGCUGCCUGCAAACAGCUCCUCAAAAGGGAACUGA
Cheilinus undulatus (humphead wrasse) is the source of this 1320-nucleotide messenger RNA. Its product is annotated as pyroglutamylated RF-amide peptide receptor. Gene Ontology annotation, molecular function: peptide binding; neuropeptide Y receptor activity. Gene Ontology annotation, biological process: G protein-coupled receptor signaling pathway. The coding region runs from base 1 to 1320 and encodes 439 amino acids. The transcript has 6 exons. The record is from RefSeq and is a predicted model, not a curated record. Lineage: Eukaryota; Metazoa; Chordata; Actinopteri; Labriformes; Labridae. Gene Ontology annotation, cellular component: membrane.